GGCAUAGAACAUAUAAAGCGCGGAUCUUUGGGUGAGGGGCACGACAAUAUCAUGAACCCAUCGCCGAACACCAGCGAAGGCCCGCAGGCGCCGACAGGACUGCACCGGAGCGAUGCGGAUGAGGACGACGAGAACGUGAAGCAGCUUCGUGAAUGCUCUUCUCUCUACUUAGCGUUGCAGGAUUGCUUGGUGAAUUCAAACAGGAACUGGAGAUCUUGUCAGAAAGAAGUUCUUGCUCUGAAGACGUGUAAUGAGAAGCUGAAGAAAUGACCAGAUGUGAUGAUGAUAAUCACUUUCCCCAUUGUUUUCUUACAUUUUGAUAAUAAACUAAAAUGCUUAGGAAAUUUUCUUCUUCAUUGAUUUGUAAAUUCUGUUGAAAUUCUAUGUUAGAAGUUGCAAUUGAGGCAAUGAUGAACUCAGAGUUUCGAAUUUUCUAUGCCUAAGGAAAUAAGUUUUGCAUAAUCAGUCUUUGGAACAGUUCUUCUGUAGAUUAUAUAGUGAGUUUCUAUUGAGAAUCAUCUCUUAGCACCGGUUAGAUAGAAGUUUCGAAAGUUUUGAAACUUCGACAAAUCGAUGUGAUAAAAAGUUAUUGUUGAUGAAUAAUGUCAAAAAUUCAUAAAGUAUUUAGGUAAAUGUAGCCUUGUACAUAUACUUCUUGGAAUUAGGUGUUGUCGACAGUUAUGCGAAAUGACAGACUGUUGGCAUUUUUUAUAGCCAUAUAUCUUUCUGUGGCGAAUGCCGGAGGAACAGGGGACGGCACAAGUUAAAAUUUGUACUGUCACCAAUAAUGGCUCUCAUUGUUAGCACUGUGUGGCUGUUGUUUUUUAAGACAUGUCCCGACUGCAGCAUUAGAAAACCGAAAUUGUCUCUGAAACUAUAGGAAAGUGUUCGACAAGCAGAGGUGUCACCGUUAUUUUUGCGAA
Messenger RNA from Andrographis paniculata, 923 nucleotides. RefSeq lists its product as uncharacterized. The transcript is spliced from 3 exons. Lineage: Eukaryota; Viridiplantae; Streptophyta; Magnoliopsida; Lamiales; Acanthaceae. Bases 52 to 270 code for a protein of 72 amino acids. The record is from RefSeq and is a predicted model, not a curated record.